AUGCAGGUUCUCUUUUCAAACGACCCAGAAUGCCUAGUUACUCCGUUUGUGCGCGCUAUUCUUUGUGCCAGUGAGAUUAUAGAUGAUGACCUGCAGUCCUGGCCUUUGCUCGAAGCAACAAGUACGCCUGCACAGAGAGCCUGGGUUCAUGCUCUGUCAGAGGCGCCCACGGGUGAGGUGGAUCUUGGGCUCAUAGUUAAACUACUAAAGUCUGCGGGGCUUCCAGAUAUUGGAGUUACGACCAAUUUCAAUCAGUAUUUGGAGCUGAUUCUUCUGUCAAUGCCGAAACUUUUAGUAGACAGAUUUUUCAAGUGCACUCUUUCAUGUACAGCGUGUGGAUACGAGCAUCUAAGCUUCUUCUUGUCUCUUCCUGGAGACGCCCUAGACGUCUCUUUUGCUGAUGCAGCUAAGUGCCUCGCAUGCAAGCAAUGUCACCAGGCCUCUUUUAGUAUCAAAGAGUCUCCUAUCCUCAUGAUCUUCUACAACGCUGCGCGAGAGAAGCUGCGUGAUGUCCCUGUUAGCUAUUUGGAUCUUGGAGUGGACUAUGAGCUUCUAUCAGUAGUCCACUCACGUACACACGGGAAGAAGCCAAAACACAUCUUGCAGCAGUGGGUUCUAGAUAGGAAUAGUAACAGUGCCAAUUCACUCGUGUACCAGUUUGGGCGAAUUAGCAGCGGCGUGAAGGCCGUCCCGCACAAAGUUGUCCAAUCUGCUCUUAUGAGCGCUGGAGAGCCCACGUCGUCACAACAUGGAAUCCUAACAUUUAUUAUCUAUCUUAGCAUGAACAGUGUUCCCAUUCCCGAAAGAGCCAAGUAUCUCAGUGCCACAUCCUCUCUUGGAUCACACCAAAGGUGCAAGUACGACACAAUAGAAGCAAGCGCACUUCCAUCUGCAGGCACAAUUGGAUUAAUCUACAACGAAACAAUAUCCGAACCAGUUCGUCCCCAAUCGGCGAUGCAAUCUUCUACAAGUGCCUUUCAACUAACAAAGAGCACGAAAAGCUAUUUUGACUCUCAGCCGAAGGAUGAGUACUCUUCGCAAUUGCUUCCCAGUCGUACUAUGCAAACAAAUACUCUUUUGCCCACCAUGAACGUCUAUGACUUUUCUCAGCAGAAGCUAAACUCAACGUUCGAGACGGUCUUACUGCGAAUAGAUGAGUUAGAAAGAAAGGUAAACAGCAGCACAGCACAUCGAUCGCUUCAGUAUACAACGAACAUUUCAGCAGCCAGAAAUCGGAUAGUGGAGAUAGCAGGCCUGCGAAUAGAACUAUGGCUCCUAAUAACACUUUCUGUGAUGGGGUUCCUCAUACUUCUAACCUUUAUUCUAGCGUGCAUAGGGAUAACAACACCCAAAGCAACUCAAACUGCGCCUCAGGCUUAA
Messenger RNA from Giardia duodenalis, 1380 nucleotides. RefSeq lists its product as uncharacterized. The transcript has a single exon. The record is from RefSeq and is a predicted model, not a curated record. Lineage: Eukaryota; Fornicata; Diplomonadida; Hexamitidae. Bases 1 to 1380 code for a protein of 459 amino acids.